UGUGUGUGUGUGAGUGUGUUUGUGAGUGUGUGUGUUUGUGUGUGUGUGUGUUGUGUGAGUGUGUGUGUUUGUGUGUGUGUGUUUGUGUGAGUGUGUGUGUGUGAGUGUGUUUGUGAGUGUGUGUGUUUGUGUGUGUGUGUGUUGCUACCUAACCUGUUUGUUUCCAGGAUUGUUGUGACACUGUAGCAGGGUGGGAGAUCUUCCCAUUUAGAGGUGACCCUCGUGGCUAUGUCGUCAGCUCUGACCCGCCUUCUGAAAUAAGGAAAUAUCUACCAGGCCCAUAUCCCAUUUUUAAAAAAAAGCAGAGCAGCAAAUUUGGAAUAUUGUGAGCAAUCUCGGGCCCUGUAUCUAAGGAAAGAUGUGCUGGCCCUGGAGAAGGUCCAGAAGAAUGAUCCCAAGAACGAGAAACUUGAUAGAUGAUUUGAUGUCUCUGGGCCUAUAUUCAAUGGAGUUCUGAAAGUUAAAGGGGAAAAGAAAGGGAGGAAAUCUACUGAAUACUGGAAGGCCACUAGCAUGGAUGUGAGAGCACAUUUCUACCAGGAGGAGAGCCUCAGGCUGAGGGAACAGCCUCAGAUUAACAGAGAGAAGCUGUGGACUGCCCCGGAGAUCCUGCGGAUGGAGAGCCCUCCCACAGGAACACAGAAGGGAGACGUGUACAGUUUCGGCAUCAUCCUGCAGGAGGUCGGACUCCGGAAGGGACCCUUCUUCAUCGAGAGCAUGGAGCUGAGUCCCAAAGAAAUUAUCGAGAAGGUGAAGGGUCACAAGCGGCCCCCCUUCCGCCCGAGCACAGACACGAGCUUGGAGGAGAUCAGUCUGUUGAUGCAGCGCUGUUGGUCAGAGGAUGUCCUCGAGAGGCCUGACUUCAACCAGAUCAAAGUCCUCCUGCGUAAACUCAACAG
Molecule: messenger RNA, 899 nt
Organism: Hypanus sabinus (Atlantic stingray)
Lineage: Eukaryota; Metazoa; Chordata; Chondrichthyes; Myliobatiformes; Dasyatidae
Product: atrial natriuretic peptide receptor 2-like
Exons: 3
Biological process (GO): cGMP biosynthetic process; receptor guanylyl cyclase signaling pathway; protein phosphorylation
Molecular function (GO): peptide receptor activity; protein kinase activity; guanylate cyclase activity
Source: RefSeq, a predicted model, not a curated record